AUCAAAGAAGAAAGAAUAGUUGUCCUGGAAACUGAAAACGCCGCUCUGCAUCUAAAACUCGCAGAGAAGAGGCUUAAGCAAGACCUGAAGAGCCUCCAUUCAUUUGCUCUUGAGCUUUUGAAAGACUUUCAGCAUCAAAGCAAGACUUACCUUUACCAAAUUUUGACAGCAGUCCAGGGGAUACAGCUGCAAAAUGAAGCAAUGCAAAUAUUUCAGAUAAAAGCUUUUGAUCUUGAGCAGUCUCUGGAAGAGGUGACAGAGAGAUAUGAGAAAGAAAAACAAAAGAGGAGAGCUCUACAUAACAGCUUAGUUGAACUGAGGGGAAAUAUCAGAGUCCACUGCAGGAUCCGACCACUGCUGCCUUUUGAUGCUGCUGCUGGACAUUCACUAUCACAAGAUAGGCAAAGCUUUUCAGAAAAAGUGGCAUAUGCAGCUGAUGAUGAAACUGUCCUUGUAAAGUGUAGCCGUCCUGGUCAUGCAUCAAUAAACAAGACUUUUCAGUUUGAGAGAGUUUAUAAUGCUUCAGAGUCUCAAGACACAGUCUUUGCAGAUGUGGCCCCUUUGCUAACAUCUCUCCUGGAUGGGUACAACGUGUGUAUCAUGGCUUAUGGGCAGACUGGAAGUGGGAAGACAUACACAAUGUUGGGACCACAGUUAGAAGAGAACUUUCCAUACGCCAUAGAAGAUGAAUCAGAACUUGGAAUUAUUCCCCGAGCUACCCAAGAAGUGUUCAGGCUUCUUUCAGAAAAGCCACUAGGAAGUUACUGGGUUGAGGUUUCUAUUGUAGAAGUGUAUAAUAACGAAAUUUUUGAUCUUCUGGCCAAAGACAGUUGUGGAAAAGUGUUUGGCAUCAAACGUGAUGUUGUCACAACCAGAGAAGGCAAGAGUGAUGUUCCAUUGCUUACAUAUGAGACUGUUGAAAAUGCAUCUGAAUUUCUGCAUCUAGUCAACAGAGGCUUACAGCUGAGAGUCAGCCACCCAACACUGGUGCAUGCUCAUUCCUCUCGUUCUCAUCUGGUAGUUACAUUGACCAUAACCACAAUUGUCUCAGGAGAUAAUUUUGGCACUUCAUGGGAAGACGAGCAAGCCAGUCAUAGACUAAGCAAAGAGGUUUCCUGCAUCUUUCCACAGAAAAUGAGAGACAAUUCAUCCACCUCUUCUUCCAGAGCCUCCUCACCAGUACAACUUGAAGCAGCUGAGAAAAUGAAGCAAGUCAAAACGAGAUUGCAGCUGGUGGACCUGGCCGGUAGCGAGUGUGUCGGCAUGUCUGGAGUGACGGGGGCAGCGCUGAGGGAGACCUCGUUUAUUAACCGCAGCCUGUCCGCCCUGGCAGAUGUCCUCGGGGCAAUAGCGGAGCAGCGAGCGCACGUCCCGUACCGCAACAGCAAACUGACACACCUGCUUCAGGACUCCAUAGGAGGGGAUGCUAAACUGUUGGUGAUGUUGUGCAUUUCUCCUGGCCAGAAGUACUUAACAGAAUCAAUGCAGUCUCUGGGAUUUGGAACUCGUGCUCGGCAAGUUCAGAGAGGACAAGGCAAGAAAAAAAAUUUCCCGGUGCCGAGUAAAACAAAAUAA
Merops nubicus (carmine bee-eater) is the source of this 1575-nucleotide messenger RNA. RefSeq names its product kinesin-like protein KIF25. Gene Ontology annotation, molecular function: microtubule binding; ATP binding; microtubule motor activity. The transcript has 13 exons. The record is from RefSeq and is a predicted model, not a curated record. Lineage: Eukaryota; Metazoa; Chordata; Aves; Coraciiformes; Meropidae. The annotation marks the transcript as partial. Gene Ontology annotation, biological process: microtubule-based movement.